This is a messenger RNA of Arachis duranensis, 501 nucleotides long. RefSeq names its product pentatricopeptide repeat-containing protein At1g25360-like. Gene Ontology annotation, molecular function: RNA binding; protein binding. Bases 1 to 501 code for a protein of 166 amino acids. The record is from RefSeq and is a predicted model, not a curated record. Gene Ontology annotation, biological process: RNA modification. NCBI's taxonomy places the organism in Eukaryota, Viridiplantae, Streptophyta, Magnoliopsida, Fabales, Fabaceae. The transcript has 2 exons.
AUGAUCGCUUGCCUUGAAAAGCAAGGUCAUAGCAGUGAAGCAAUUAAGCUAUUUUACUUGAUGAGACAUACAGGAGUUGAACCAAACCAAUUUAUCUUUUCAAGUGUUGUUAGUGCUGCUGCUGAAUCGGGUGACUUGCUUUAUGGAGAAAACAUCCAUGCUUGUAUUUUCAAAUUUGGGUUUGAAUCAGAUGUGUCUGUAAGUAAUGCCCUUAUCAGGAUGUACAUUAAAAAUGGUUGUGUGGAUGAUGGUUAUCGGGUGUUUGAGACAAUGACAUGGCCAGAUCUUGUUUCUUGGAAUACUCUAUUGUCAGGAUUUCAAGACUAUGGUUACUCUGAUCAGGAUCAAAUGUUUUCUGCCAGAUGCUUGUCGAAGGAUUUAGGCCAAAUAUUAAUGAUCAUUGGUUUUGCCCAAACUGAGAAAGAAGAGAAGCCUAUCAAAUUCUUAAAUUCAAUGCAGCAAGAAGGAGUAAGGCCCAAUGAGUUCACUGUUACUGGCUGA